AUGAUUCAUCUAUGGGAAAAUGUGCAGAAUGUCGGCCAAGUUUCAGCUCACUCCAUCUUCUCUCACUUCCUGUCCGUCUUCUCCCACUUCCUGUCCAUCUUCUCCCACUUCCUGUCCGUCUUCUCCCACUUCCUGUCCGUCUUCUCCUACUUCCUGUCCGUCUUCUCCCACUUCCUGUCCAUCUUCUCCCACUUCCUGUCCAUCUUCUCCCACUUCCUGCCACUGGACCUCCUCUCGUCACCACAUUUUGUGGAGGAGGAUGCAGUUUUUGGAGUGAAGGAGGAAGGAGAGAUUACUGUCACGUUGAAAGAGGAGGAGGAUACGGGAGAUCUGAUUAAUACCAGAGAGAGACCCGACUCUCACUCUGACAGCAGGAAGAGUCCCUCAGAGGAAUCAGGCACAGAGACGUCCAAACAAGCGAGACAGCGCCACUGCUUCCACUGUGGAAAGAGUUUUACUAAGUUAGCAAGCCUGAAAAUACACAAGAAAAUACACACAGGAGAGAAGCCUUACCACUGUUCCCACUGUGGAAAGAGUUUUAGGUUGUUAGGGAGCCUUAAGGAGCAUGAGAGAAUACACACAGGAGAGAAGCCUUUCCAAUGCUCUCAGUGUGAAAAGCGUUUUACCCAGUUAGGGAGCCUAAAAGAUCAUGAGAGAAUACACACAGGAGAGAAGCCUUUCCAAUGCUCUCAGUGUGGAAAGUGUUUUACCCAGUUAGGGAACCUAAAAGAUCAUAAGAAAAUACACACAGGAGAGAAGCCUUUCCACUGCUCCCAGUGUGGAAAGAGUUUUACGUACUUAGGGCAUCUGAAAAAACAUGAGCGAACACACACAGGAGAGAAGCCUCACCUCUGCUCCCAGUGUGGAAAGAGUUUUACCCAGUUAGGGGACCUGAAUAGGCAUGCGAGGACACACACAGGAGAAAAGCCUUUCCAAUGUUCCCAAUGUGGAAAGAAUUUUACCCGGUUAGGGAACCUAAAAGAGCAUGAGAAGACACACACACGAGAAAAGCCCUACCCAUGCGCCCUGUGUGGGAAGAGUUUUACCCAAUUAGGGUAUCUGAAAAAACAUGAGAGAACACACACAGGAGAGAAGCCUCACCUCUGCUCCCAGUGUGGAAAGAGUUUUACCCAGUUAGGGGACCUGAAUAGGCAUGCGAGGACACACACAGGAGAAAAGCCUUUCCAAUGUUCCCAGUGUGGAAAGAAUUUUACCCGGUUAGAGAAUCUAAAAGAGCAUGAGAGGACACACACGCAAGAAAAGCCUUUCCAAUGUUCGCAGUGUGGAAAGAGUUUUACCCGGUCAGGGAACCUAAAAGAGCAUGAGAAGACACACACGCGAGAAAAGCCCUACCAAUGCUCCCUGUGUGGAAAGAGUUUUACCCACUUUGGGUAUCUGAAAAAACAUGAGAGAACACACACACAGGAGGGAAGCCUCACCUCUGCUCCCAGUGUGGAAAGAGUUUUACCCAGUUAGAAGCCCUGAAUAGGCAUGACAGGACACACACUGGAGAGGGUA
Molecule: messenger RNA, 1518 nt
Organism: Coregonus clupeaformis (lake whitefish)
Lineage: Eukaryota; Metazoa; Chordata; Actinopteri; Salmoniformes; Salmonidae
Product: zinc finger protein 883-like
Exons: 3
Coding region: 1-1476 (491 amino acids)
Biological process (GO): regulation of transcription by RNA polymerase II
Molecular function (GO): RNA polymerase II cis-regulatory region sequence-specific DNA binding; DNA-binding transcription factor activity
Source: RefSeq, a predicted model, not a curated record